AUGGUGCGCCAAGCGAGCCUGCUGUACCAGUACUUAAUAAAUAGCUACCUACAUUCAUCAGAUGAAGAAGAAGACUGGAACGUUCAACUGGCUCAUUCCAUAAGUAGUGAGCUCAAGGCUCCGUACCUGAAAGCGCCCCAUGCCGCUUUUACCGGUCGAUGGGGGUUUCCUUUGAAACGGCGAGCUUUCCACCGCUUUCCUGAUAGAACCCUAGCUUCCACCUCUAUUUCAACAUCACCAUCCCAUAUCAAUACAUCGUCAAUUGUGCAGAUCUAUCCUCCGCUUGCGGUAUACGUGCCAGUGACUGCAGGCAUUUCUCACCUUUCCUUGCGUAUUGCAACAAUAACCUUCCUGUUCGCAUCAUUAUUUUAUCCCCAGUCCCGAACCAUGGCGACCUCGCACCAGCUGCAGGAGCUUGGGACUUACACAGCCUGCGACAUAGCGGACGCACUUGUCAAACUCAACGUUCCCAAUGCAGGCUUUCUUCCAGAUUUGAAGCUGUUUGCUCCUCCUUCUACGGCUCCGGAAGGUAGCGAAGGUGAUUCUAAUCCGGAUGUGCUGGUAGCCCCUGCUUCCACGGUGUUGUUUGCUCCCAAGACCGGAGAUACUUCUGGCUAUAUAGAUGCGAACAUCCCGUCGGGGAAGCAUUUUGUGGAUCUCACAGAGCCAGAGACUAUCGUGGUUAUGCAACAGCCUCUGGGGCAGAAAUGUGCGAUUCUUGGCGGCAUCAUGGCUCUCCGGAUGAAGGUCCUCAAUGCCAAAGGUAUCGUUGUGAAUGGCAGAGUGAGAGAUAUUGAGGAACUGGCAACCACAGCCCUUCCCAUCUGGGGCAAGGCUACCUCGAUCGUCGGAAGUGGCUUAGAAGCAAAAGCGCAUGCCGUUCAAGUACCACUGGACAUCGAUGGGACCGUUGUCAGACCCGGGGAUUUGGUCUUCAGCGACUUCGUCAACGGCGUAGUAGUGAUACCACACGACAAAGUCGAAGAGCUCCUCGCAAUCUUGCCUGGUCUUGUGGAAGCAGACGACCGAGUGAAGGAGGACGUGGAGAAAGGGAUGACAGUCCAAGAGGCUUUCAAGAAGCACAGAGGCUAG
Molecule: messenger RNA, 1092 nt
Organism: Drepanopeziza brunnea f. sp. 'multigermtubi' MB_m1
Lineage: Eukaryota; Fungi; Ascomycota; Leotiomycetes; Helotiales; Drepanopezizaceae
Molecular function (GO): 4-hydroxy-4-methyl-2-oxoglutarate aldolase activity; oxaloacetate decarboxylase activity
Source: RefSeq, a predicted model, not a curated record